AAUUAUGUUUUCAUCUGAUCAUUUAAUAGUAAUUCUUAUGACACUGUUGACCACUGGUCAAGUUGAAUGUUGAUUAACUCUUAUUUUCCUCUAAUCAUUUAAAUUUAAUCUCCUGAUUAUAUUUAAAGUUGAUUAACAAAUACUUGUAUUGUUUGGAUACUAAAUGGUUUGUUUAGUUUUGACUCUUAAUUGUGUUUUAUAAUUUUCACGACUAAUUAUCGGUGAGUUAAUUAUGCCAUGGUUAUUGUAUCACACUGAUGAAUUAACUGAUAUUGUUCAAACUCAACGGAGCACAAUUAAGAUAAUUAAAAGAAAAGGUGACGAUGAAUUUAAUCGUAACCUAAACAACGAAGUGUUCAACGCUUUAUUUGACGAUGAAGACGAUGAACUUAAAGGCGAUGGUUUUGAGCGGUGGCGAUUUAAUUGUCAUAACGUUUCCAUGGUUGGAUUAACGACGAAAAGUGAAUUCGCUAAAGGUCAUAAACUUCGGGCUUUCUCAUUUUUUUCACUGGGUAAAUUCGGGGACGGAAGUUACACCCCUGUAAAUUCAGAGGUGGACAAUAUGUUCAACAUUAAAACCUCACUGACCACUGCUGAUUACGGUUCACCCUGGCCAGAGGUCACGGAGAUUUUAUUGAUUAUCCACCGAUCAUCAGAUUCUUUCAAAUUAUCGGCCGUUCAAGAUAAAAGGUCACUCGGUUUAGCUUAUGAUUUAGACUUACCGAUUAGCGAGAAACUUUAUCCGGUUGUCCGAUUCUCUAAGCCCGGUGAGGUUUCCGUCUUCAAGAUGGACAUACACCUAAAUGAACCAAGUUUGACCCAACGAGAUCCCGAAAUAUUUAACGGUCAACAAGGAUUCUGGUCAAUCACUCAGUAUGGUCAUCGGAAAACAGUUAAACCUUAUCCAGUUCGAUUAUUUAAACUGGACAAUGAUCAAUUUGAUCUUCAUGUCAAAGUGAACGAUAUUAUUUCAGCUCGAUUGACACAAUCGCCUGUCGGCUAUCGAGUCGAUAAAACUUUCAAAAACUCGAGUCCCGGAGAUGCGAACAUAAUUAAAGAUGAAUACUUUAUAUUAGAAUGUAUCGCCUCCAUUAGCGAUAUUAAAUUCGGUAAAGAUGAGAAUACCCUGAUAAUGGAAAACACUCGAGGUAAUAUGGUUCUAAAAAGAUUCUGCCCACCCGCUCCUGAACCAAUUCGAUCUUGUCCACUUCGACGAUUGAUCAUGUUCCAAGUUCGAUCAUCAGAAAAAGGAAAUUGUUGUGAUACCGUUUGAAAGUUUUUCUCGAAUAAAAAAGUUUUCCAAUGGACAUGAAUUUCUUUCGAUUGGUACAAAUUGUUGUUCAAACAAAUUUCGAACUAAAGAAGAAAAAUCGAAAUUCUUUUUCUCUCUCAGAUUCUCCCUUAAUCAUUUUCUCUCUCAAUAGAGGGUAUUAGUUGCUAUUAGAAAGAGAGAAAAGAAA
Messenger RNA from Panonychus citri (citrus red mite), 1460 nucleotides. RefSeq lists its product as uncharacterized. The coding region runs from base 233 to 1273 and encodes 346 amino acids. The transcript is spliced from 2 exons. The record is from RefSeq and is a predicted model, not a curated record. Lineage: Eukaryota; Metazoa; Arthropoda; Arachnida; Trombidiformes; Tetranychidae.